CUCCCCUUCACCGUGGUGGGUCUGAGCGGUUGUAUCCCCGGUCUGGCACGUUCCUGGCUAAAUCCUCCACAGUUUAAAAUUGGACCCCUCUAAUUUAACCAGGCCAUAAAACGAACGCUUUUAUAUAUCGUAUUCCCCACUAAAUUCCUGAUUUGUACUGACCUCAUAAUCUGCACCAGACACCUUGGACUGGAAGAUGGCGGUGGUAAGCGGGAUGUUGGGGUCGGCUAUAGCCCGACUGGAGGGCCGAGAGUUUGAGUAUAUGAUGAAGAAAAGGUCGGUGACUAUCGGCCGGAACUCUUCCCAAGGCUCAGUGGACGUCAGCAUGGGCCACUCGAGCUUCAUAUCCCGGCGGCACCUCGAAAUCUUCACCGCCGGGGAGGAUGGCUCAGGCACGAGGGAAUUCUACCUCCGGUGCCUUGGAAAAAACGGGGUGUUUGUUGAUGGGGUGUUCCAGCGAAGAGGAGCUCCACCUCUCCAGCUUCCACGAAUGUGUUGUUUCCGCUUCCCCAGCACAAGUAUUAAGAUCACGUUCACCGCCCUGUCCAGUGACAAGAAGGAGCCAAGGAACGUGCCAGAAUCACCGAUCAAACCCGUCCAGCCCCAAAUUUCACCACUAACCAUCAACAUUCCCGACAACAUUGCCCACCUCAUGAGCCCGCUGCCGUCACCCACCGGCACCAUAAGCGCUGCAAACUCGUGUCCAUCGAGUCCGAGGGGAGCAGGACUCUCCAGCUACAGAACGAGCCGUGUUCUCACCUCGGAAAUCAUAGGAGACAACUCGCAAUCAGAAAACGAUAAGGAGGCCUCAGGUGAAGACAGCCCAAAGGAUGACUCCAAACCACCGUACUCCUAUGCACAACUAAUAGUCCAAGCUAUUACCAUGGCUCCAGAUAAACAGCUCACUCUGAAUGGAAUAUACACCCACAUCACCAAGAACUACCCCUACUACAGAACAGCGGAUAAAGGCUGGCAGAAUUCGAUCCGCCACAACCUGUCCCUGAACCGGUACUUCAUCAAAGUUGCCAGGUCCCAGGAGGAGCCCGGCAAAGGUUCGUUCUGGAGAAUCGACCCCGCCUCAGAGGGCAAGCUUAUAGAUCAAGCCUUCAGAAAGCGCAGGCCCAGGGGAGUGCCCUGCUUCCGGACCCCAGUGGGACCCCUUUCCUCCAGGAGUGCCCCUGCUUCUCCCAGCCACAUGGGGGUGCUGUCUGCCCACUCCAGUGGGGUCCAGACCCCUGAUAGCUUGUCCAGAGAGGGAUCCCCAGUCCCCAUGGAGUCAGAGGCUCCCCCAGCACCACCUGCUCAGACAGCUACAGUCCAGCCCAAACUGGCUGUUAUUCAGGAGGCUCGCUUUACACAAAACUCUCCAGCCUCCCCUCUCAACAGCCAGCCCGUGUUGAUUGCUGUGCAACGCCAGAUGCCUCAAACCACAAUGAAACCUGUGACCUACGCCAUGGCAUCCCCAGCCAUGGUAACAACAUCCGUAAGCUCUGCUCCUGUCAUGCAGACGGUGCACGUGGUCCACCAGAUCCCGGCUGUCACCAUGGCAACCGUUGGAGGGCAGGCUGCCUCAACAGAAAGCCCAGAGCCUCAAGAGAACGGAGGAGGCGGAGAGCACCAGAAGAUCAAAGUCAAAGUGGAGCCAGUGCCGUCCAUCACAGCUUCUUCUAUAGGCGGAGUGAGCCGCAUCAUCCAGAGCUCCCAGGCUGCUCCCUUGACCACCGUCACCAUAGUUCAACAAGCCCCGCUCGGCCAGCACCAGCUUCCUAUAAAGGCCAUAACACAGAAUGGGACUCACCUGGUACCCAUCAGCACUGCUGCUAGUUCAGCCAACCCUCUCCAUCUCCUGGCAACACACGCCUCGGCCUCAGCCUCCCUCCCCACCAAGAGGCAGAACGGAGAACUGCAGGAUCAGCCCGAGUCGAAAAGGGUGAAAACCGAGGAGGAGAACGGCCAAGCAGCAGCUGCUGUCAGCAGCAGCAACAACGGCACUACGGACAGCGCCGGAGAGGCCGAUGAAAAGUAGCCCCCGGAUCCCUAACCCUCCAUCCUUCCAUCCCUUCAUCCCACCCUCCGCCACCAUCCUCAAGGUGCCAAAAAGAAAAGCACUAUCGAUUGUGCAAACCCCACCCGCCCUAUCUGCCACGUAUUUAAUAGCAGAAAACACAAUGCAAAAACUAGAGACCAAACUGAAAAUAAAAUGGAGCAUAGCUGAUGACUGUGAAUCCCCCAUGCCCCCAAAGUUUGAGACCCAGAGAGCAAGAAGAAGCGGAGACAGAAGGAAAGUCCAGAACAAAACAAAACAUUAUCCAUGCAACUUCCCCCAAAGACAAACAGGAGUCUCCUCCAGGUAGCAUUAAAGACAAGUGUUAAACCAGUAACUGUGGUCACUAGUACGCAGGCUUGUGGACAUUCCCAUCUUCGGCAGCUAGCCUCCACGUCGAUUUACCUAACAGAGUCAUGAGUAGAAAUGCAGUAUUCCGUUGUAUCUUUGGAUCUUUAUGGAGUGUUAGUUUUCCGAGGCACAGAUGCUGUCUAGUAAUAAUUCAGAGCAGGAAGCGCUGUGAGCGGCCUCUUUAAGAACAUCUCAACACGGUAUUCUGGGAAUCUUUUUGUUGCCGUUUUUGUAUGUGGACUGUUCGGUGACAUGAAUGUAGUCUUACUUUUUGUUAUCAUUUUUUCCUUUAAAGAAAACACUAUAGGAUGAUGGAUGCUCUUUGGUUUCUGCGAAUGAAACGUGGUUCUCACACCAACAGAUCUUUCAUAUUUUCCAGAUAUCCUACGAAUUAAGUAUAUUCCCGUGUGUAUUUGAGCAUACGUGUCAUUGAGCUUGCAUGUUACAGAUGUAGAAACAAAAGUACCAGAGCAGAUAAUCUGAAUAUGGAACCGAAGAAAACUUAGACUGAAUCUACGCUAUACGAUUCUGACCUGUGCUGCACUUAACCUCAUAGUUUUUUUUAUUGUUUUGUAUUUGCUCACUUGUUUUCCCUGUCGUCGUCAUCGGCUGUGUUUUUCUUUGUGUUGAAGAUGAUUCGCUUGUUUGUUUGUUUUUUUCCUUUUUUUUUAUUUCAGGCGACAAGGUAAGGCUUUUCAGCUUGUGUUCUGUGUUCUGAGCUAAAACAAGUGAUAGGUGUUUGUUCUGCUGCAGUGGAAAAAAAAAUGCUUUUUUUUUUUUUAUAAAUUUAUUUAAAAAGAUUCUCUGUUUGUGUUUCUUUGAGUAAACCCUCUCAGUUGAGCAAA
Molecule: messenger RNA, 3240 nt
Organism: Girardinichthys multiradiatus
Lineage: Eukaryota; Metazoa; Chordata; Actinopteri; Cyprinodontiformes; Goodeidae
Gene: foxk2a
Product: forkhead box K2a
Exons: 9
Coding region: 197-2026 (609 amino acids)
Biological process (GO): regulation of transcription by RNA polymerase II
Molecular function (GO): protein binding; DNA-binding transcription factor activity, RNA polymerase II-specific; RNA polymerase II cis-regulatory region sequence-specific DNA binding
Source: RefSeq, a predicted model, not a curated record